AUGACCAAGAACUCAGGGGUUGUCGACCAGGCUAAAGGCGUUCUCGAAACGGUCGUUGUUGUGGUCUCCUUGGUGCGUAUGAUCACGGACACGUUUGGAUCUACAAGCGAUCUUUAUCGGAAGCUUAAGAAGAGGAAAGAGAAAGUCAAGGAGGAUGUGGAUGAGUGGGGAGAGAAGCAUGGUAUCCCGUUCCGACGAGACAGCAGCGAGGAGGACUCCCAUCGUGGUUCGCGCCGAAGCCGAAGCCGAAGACAUCGAAGAGAUCGAGACCACGACUACGACAGCGAUGAAGAGUCCAUAGACACUUCGAGGUCGCUCAUAGAACGAGAAUAUGAGCGUGGCUAUCAUCACCUUGGGCAUAAGUUUGCUGUAGGAGAUGUCAUCGCGCAAAACCAGCUGCAAGCCCAGGUGAUCAUGAUGCAGCAGACCAUCAUCACCAUUUUCCAAGAAAGCGCUCUCAUGUAUGGCCCGACCCACAACCCCAUAUCCCACCACCUCGCUCGACUCCUCGACACCGCACGAGCUGCCAGGGCAGGAUCUAUAGAAGCCCUCGCGCAGCAAUAUCAACGAAUGCUCACCGAGGCACCUAUUCUACCUGCAGUACCACUACCACCUACUGUGCAACCCCUUACAACCCUCGCAAUCCGCGGCCGACCUCGAAGCGACUCUCGCGAUUCGAUGGUCACGACAAACACAGGUCCAACAUCGAUAACUACUCGCUCAGCACCACAUGGUCUAUACUGCUUGUACUCGCUAGACCUCCAGGAGCAUAUCGACCAGCCUUUGGCGGACAAUUACCGGGAAGGAGGAGAUGGACGCUGCCCGUACUGCAGCACUAUAGUCAACACGAGGCCUGGCCGUGCGUGGGAAUUGGUCAAGGAGGAUGAUGCCGAUAUCGAGGUUGACCGGUCGUUCCGCGUGACGAAUCGGUUCGUGGUCAAGUCACAUCGGGAGGGCAGCAGUUUUGCGUGUGUGCUUUGCACGCGCGAACAGCCCUCGGAUACAGUUUGUGAGAGCAUACCGGCGCUCAUUGAUCAUAUUUGGAAAGAGCACUCGUGCGCUGAGUAUGAGAGGGAAAUUGAUAUUGUGGAGGUGGACUGA
Messenger RNA from Mytilinidion resinicola, 1101 nucleotides. RefSeq lists its product as uncharacterized. Lineage: Eukaryota; Fungi; Ascomycota; Dothideomycetes; Mytilinidiales; Mytilinidiaceae. Bases 1 to 1101 code for a protein of 366 amino acids. The transcript is spliced from 2 exons. The record is from RefSeq and is a predicted model, not a curated record.